UUCAAGACUCCCAAAGUCAAACCACAGUUUGUUUUCUCAUUGCUAAUUUUUACAUUGCUAACUGUUUUUCAUUUGAAUAGUAAUAAUAAGAGAACGUUGUCCCUUAACAUUUGAACAGUUUAAUAUUUGACCAUGGCCACAAAUACCAGCCCAAACACGGUGGGAUUUUAUGUGGAAGAAAGCAAAGAUAACAUAUAUGAAACUGUCCUUGGCGAGAUUAAGUACUUGGAGCUGCCUCUAGGAAUCACUUUAGGGUCUGUAUAUGAUGAUCAACCAAAUGCACACCAAAAGUUUAUGGAAAAACUAGAUGCGUGCAUACGCAACCAUGACAAGGAGAUUGAAAAGAUGUGCAAUUUUCACCACCAGGGCUUUGUGGAUGCUAUUACAGAGCUUCUUAAAGUAAGGGCUGAUGCAGAAAAGCUAAAGGUCCAAGUUACUGAUACCAACCGAAGGCUUCAAGAUGCUGGGAAAGAGGUUAUUGCUCAAACGGAAGAAAUCAUCCAGUGUAGAUUUCAGCAGAGGAAUAUUACAACCGUGGUUGAGAAGCUUCAGUUGUGUCUUCCAGUACUGGAGAUGUACAGCAAGUUAAAAGAGCAGAUGAAUGUAAAAAGAUAUUAUUCUGCUUUAAAAACUAUGGAACAGCUAGAAAAUACAUACUUUCCUAGAGUUAAUCAGUAUCGGUUUUGUCAGAUAAUGAUUGAAAACCUUCCAAAACUUCGUGAGGAAAUUAAAGAAAUUUCCAUGUCAGAUCUUAAGGACUUCCUAGAGAGUAUUCGGAAGCAUUCAGAUAAAAUUGGUGAAACAGCCAUGAAACAGGCACAGCAGCAGAAAACCUUUAAUACUGGUCUUCAGAAGCAGAACAAUCUCCGUUAUGGGAAGAAUAUGUAUAUAAAUAAUGAUGGCAUUCUGGAGCCAAGGAAUGAAAUUGUUUCAAAACAAAACCUUGAGGAGGAGGAGGAAGAACAUGAAGAUGAGGUUUUGACAGCUCAUGAUCUGGUAGAUUUUUCUCCUGUUUAUAGAUGCUUGCAUAUUUAUUCAGUUCUGGGUGAUGCAGACACAUUUGAAAACUACUACAGAAAACAGAGAAGGAAACAAGCAAGACUAGUACUACAGCCACAGUCAAACAUGCAUGAAACAGUAGAAGGCUACAGAAGAUACUUCAGUCAAAUUGUAGGUUUUUUUGUAGUAGAAGAUCACAUUUUACAUGUAACCCAAGGACUGAUAACAAGAGCUUACACUGAUGAACUUUGGAACAUGGCACUAUCAAAGAUUAUAGCAGUCCUUAGAACUCAUUCGUCCUAUUGCACUGAUCCUGAUCUUGUUUUGGAGCUGAAGAAUCUGAUUGUUGUGUUCGCUGAUACCUUGCAGGGCUACGGGUUUCCUGUGAAUAGACUCUUUGAUCUUUUAUUUGAAAUAAGAGACCAGUACAAUGAAACACUGCUUAAAAAAUGGGCCGUGUUGUUCAGGGAUAUUUUUGAAGCAGAUAAUUGCAGCCCAAUUCCUGUAUCAAAUGAAGAGGAGUACAAAAUUGUGAUUAGCAAAUUUCCCUUUCAAGAUCCAGAACUUGAUAAGCAGUGUUUUCCAAAGAAACUUCCAAUGUCUCAGUCAGUGCCUCAGAUUUAUAUCCAGGUUAAAGAGUUCAUUUAUGCAAGCCUUAAAUUUUCAGAGUCACUUCAUCGCAGUUCAACAGAGAUAGAUGACAUGCUUAGAAAAUCUACAAAUUUGCUGCUGACUCGAACUUUAAGCAGUUGUUUACAAAACCUCAUCAAAAAGCCUCACAUAGGUUUGACAGAGCUGGUGCAAAUUAUCAUCAACACAACACAUUUGGAACAAGCAUGUAAAUAUCUUGAGGACUUUAUUACUAAUAUCACAAAUAUUUCCCAAGAAACUCUCCAUACCGCAAGACUCUAUGGCCUAUCAACAUUUAAGGAUGCAAGACAUGCUGCUGAAGGAGAAAUUUAUACCAAACUUAACCAAAAGAUUGAUGAAUUUAUCCAGCUUGCUGACUAUGAUUGGACAAUGGCUGAGCCAGAUGGGAGAGCUAGUGGCUAUUUAAUGGAUCUUAUUAAUUUCUUAAGAAGCACCUUUCAGGUUUUUACUCACUUGCCUAAUAACAACAAUGACCAUGCGGCUAUGUCGGGAAAAGUGGCCCAGACUGCUUGUAUGUCAGCUUGCCAGCAUCUGUCAACUUCCCUGAUGCAGAUGCUAUUGGAUAAUGACUUGAAACAGAUAAGCAUGGGAGCCAUUCAGCAGUUUAACUUGGACGUCAUACAGUGUGAAUUGUUUGCCAGUUCUGAGCCUGUACCUGGAUUCCAUGGAGAAACCUUACAGUUAGCAUUCAUUGACCUCAGACAACUUCUGGAUCUGUUCAUGGUGUGGGAUUGGUCGACUUACCUAGCCGAUUACGGGCAACCCAGCUCCAAGUACCUGCGCGUCAGUCCAACCACCGCCCUGACCCUCUUGGAGAAAGUCCAUAGAGGGAUGAAAGACGCCAAAAAGAACAACAUCUUUGCACAGUUCAGGAAGAACGAUCGCGACAAACAGAAGCUCAUCGAUACAGUCGUGAGGCAAUUGCGAGGCUUGGUGAACGGGAUGUCCCAGCACUCCUAAGGGUGCGCUGCCGGAGAGCGGCACAGCCCAGGCAAGCCUCGUCCGGGCUAGGCUACUUGCUUCAUGGAGAACCGAAACGACGCUGUUAAAUGGGACCGGCCUACGGAAAGAGAAGGAGGGGAUCCGGGGGUCUUCAGCUCUGUCAAUUCCUGCUAUUGAACAACUUGUAAAAACACUCGUAGGGGAGAAAUGGGGUUGUGUAUUUACAAAGGCAAAACGCUCAAUUGUACAUGCGACAAGUUGUAUUGUAAAUAGCUUUCUUCGCGAUCUGCUGGCGAUGCUUCAUGAUCCCCCCCCUCACGCACACUUCAAGAUCACUUGGGGGGCGGGAGAGCUUGCCACCAAAUCUCUAUUGCUAUUUCCUUCUGUAACCCCGAUGUCAUACUUUCCCAACAGUGAACUUUUCCUGUUUCAAGUUGCCUCUCUCCCCCCCCAUACGCACUCUCUUGUAUUAUUUGUAUAUUAUUCGCCUUAAGUGAUCCUACAAGUUUUCUAUACCAGAUUUUCUUUUUCGUAGUGGGGAGGGGGCAAAAAAUGAGAGGUUUUUUUGUAGUACCCUUUAAAACUGCCUGAAUCCAACUCCGGGUUUGGUGGUCUUCGAACAACUGGACUUUUAUAGACGAUUCUUAAUCCCCCCCUCAAAUCCGGAGUUUUUCUCUGCUUGCCCUUCAUCAACAUAAGGGGUACAACAACGCGAUGCCCAUUUUGUGCGUGUGUGUGUGUGUAGGUGUAUGUCAAUAUGGGUGUUUCGAGGACUAGAUAUCCCGCCGCCCCCUUCCCUAGAUUUUCAACUUCUUCCCUGGAGCAGCCUCGUUCGAAACACAAACGAAUGUAUAAUAAAUUCAAACCAAAUGGACUAUGGGACUUGCAUAAAGAAUGUAUUUUUUCUUCUUCUUCGUUCGCUCGCUCCAUGUACUAAGUUAUUUUGACAGUCCAGAAUACAGUGCUACAACCCUGA
Rhineura floridana is the source of this 3568-nucleotide messenger RNA. It is a transcript of the gene EXOC6, whose product is annotated as exocyst complex component 6. Gene Ontology annotation, cellular component: membrane; exocyst. NCBI's taxonomy places the organism in Eukaryota, Metazoa, Chordata, Lepidosauria, Squamata, Rhineuridae. Bases 133 to 2610 code for a protein of 825 amino acids. The record is from RefSeq and is a predicted model, not a curated record. The transcript has 24 exons. Gene Ontology annotation, biological process: exocytosis; intracellular protein transport; Golgi to plasma membrane transport.